Phodopus roborovskii (desert hamster) is the source of this 2019-nucleotide messenger RNA. RefSeq names its product ADP ribosylation factor like GTPase 2 binding protein (gene Arl2bp). NCBI's taxonomy places the organism in Eukaryota, Metazoa, Chordata, Mammalia, Rodentia, Cricetidae. Gene Ontology annotation, cellular component: mitochondrial intermembrane space. The coding region runs from base 254 to 745 and encodes 163 amino acids. The record is from RefSeq and is a predicted model, not a curated record. The transcript has 6 exons. Gene Ontology annotation, biological process: positive regulation of tyrosine phosphorylation of STAT protein; maintenance of protein location in nucleus.
CGGGGCUGCGGCGGACCGCGGGCCUUAACAGACUGCGGCGGGGUGUCCCCGCGAGAGGCUGGCGGGCGCAGGGCCCAGCCGGGAGCCUCGGCUCCGGCCUCGCGCGAUCGCCAGGCGGGGCGCGGGCGCGGCCUCCUGCGGGCCCUUGAUGCGGUUGGGGCAGCGCGGGCCAGAGCGGAGCCCGGCCCGGCGGCGGGCGCGGUAGGAGGCGGCGGGGCCGCGGGCCCGGGCCGGUGACUGCGGCGCCCCCACGAUGGACGCCCUAGAAGAGGAGAGCUUCGCGCUGUCCUUCUCCUCCGCCUCUGAUGCAGAAUUUGAUGCUGUGGUUGGGUGUUUAGAGGACAUUAUUAUGGAUGAUGAGUUCCAGUUAUUGCAGAGGAACUUCAUGGACAAGUACUACCAGGAGUUUGAGGACACAGAAGAGAAUAAACUCACCUAUACCCCCAUUUUUAAUGAAUAUAUAUCCCUGGUAGAGAAGUACAUUGAAGAGCAGCUGCUGGAGCGUAUCCCAGGCUUCAACAUGGCGGCUUUCACAACAACACUGCAGCACCAUAAGGAUGAAGUGGCUGGUGACAUCUUUGACAUGCUGCUCACAUUCACAGAUUUUCUGGCUUUCAAGGAGAUGUUCCUAUACUACAGAGCAGAAAAGGAAGGCCGAGGACUGGACUUAAGCAGCGGCUUGGUUGUGACUUCUCUGUGCAAGUCAUCUUCUACACCAACUUCUCAGAACAACCUGCGGCACUAGGUCCCACCUUCAGACACCAAUGUGAUCACUGAAGUCACCAGCCCAGCCAGCUCAGAGAAACAUGGGCUAAUGAUGACAGAUGCACCAUGUGAAGUAUUGAGUCCUGAAAACAUGACUGACCCUCCUGGCCCUUGUCCAGAAAUACCUUGUAGUCAGUCACCUUCAUGUCCAUCCCUCCUGUCCCAGUGCAGGCACCUCUCCCAGGUGCUUCUGAGUGACUCCUGGAGCCGGCCCAGGUUGGCCACCUCUCCUUGAGGCCCUUCCCCAGCAGUGUGGUAGUAUAGUGUGUCAGCAGAGUGGACGGCACAGCAUCAUGAGCCCAUCCGGCAGGCUUUUCAUGAGUGCACUUGUGCACCCACAACUGUUUUUACAUGGGUCAGCUUCAGUCCUCAGCAUCAAUGUGGUUUUGUUUGGGAGUGUUUAUCUAGGAAGUUACUGGGACCAGAUGCCUGUUCUGAUUUCUAAAUCUCCUAAGAAAUAUGUAAAGAAUUCCCAAUCUUACAUUAGCCGUCCUUUCAGCAGCAAAUUCUGCUGGUCUUACCAUGUAGUCCCACUGUUUCUCUAAGUCUCUAAGCAUUAUUUUCAAGAAACAUAUUUUUAUAGAUGAAAACUCAGGCUAACCCAGUGAGUAUGAUCUUGGAAGGCCCAUGAUCAACCACUUAAAAGAUCAAAGUAUUAUAUGCUGUGUGCUUUUUAGUUGUGAGUGCUGUGAGUGCAAAUCUGCUUUCCAAUUAUGCCCCUCUUCUUGGGCACCAGUGCAAACAGAUUGUAUGCUAGAAAUAGGCUGCUGCUCUGUCACAGUAGCAUGCUAAAUGUGCUUGUGCAUGCUUGUCUGCAGUCCUGUCACCACAGCGUGGCAUGUUGUGUGCUUGUGCAUGCUUGUCUGCAGUCCAUUGUGUAAGCCAGUGAGCUGGGUUUUCUGUUGGAGUGUAUGUAGGGACUCUACAAUUUGUUCCUGUCACAAUCUUUCCUGCCAAGUUGAUCCCCCCUGAUCCAGCUCAGCCUGGGAAGAGGGGCAGUAUGCAGUUUUUCUGGCCAUCUGUCAUCUUUGGUGGACUGUCACCUACCAGAAAGCAUGUGUGUCACAUCUCUAGAAAGAAGAAAACAGUUUGAUUCCUAGUGUAUACUUUUGACUUUAACUUUUAUAGUAAACCUAAAAAUCCACACCGACUUUCCAUGUGACUAUUCUGACUUUACAGGAUGUAAGCUAAGAGCAGUGUGUCACUUUGUGCUUUUGUAAAAUGAGUAAAAUUUGAGGUGUUUGGCAAGAAUAA